Molecule: messenger RNA, 4324 nt
Organism: Oreochromis niloticus (Nile tilapia)
Lineage: Eukaryota; Metazoa; Chordata; Actinopteri; Cichliformes; Cichlidae
Gene: gnaz
Product: guanine nucleotide binding protein (G protein), alpha z polypeptide
Exons: 3
Coding region: 918-1985 (355 amino acids)
Biological process (GO): adenylate cyclase-modulating G protein-coupled receptor signaling pathway
Cellular component (GO): cytoplasm; heterotrimeric G-protein complex
Molecular function (GO): G-protein beta/gamma-subunit complex binding; GTPase activity; G protein-coupled receptor binding
Source: RefSeq, a predicted model, not a curated record
CGCUCCCUCUCGCUGCCUCUCCGUCUCUGACACACUCAAACACACGCAUAUACACGCCCUCCACCCCCAUCGCUGCAGUGUCUCAACUGCCUUGAAGCAAACAAGAGAGGAUAUAGAACACAGACGUUAAUGAGAGCGAGAGAGAGAGAGAGAAAGAGGGCCGCGGGAAGAGAGAGAUGUAUAUGUGACUGUUUCACCCUGUGAACAUGAGGAAGGCAUGAAGAUGGAGCAGCAGGACUAAAGGUGGCUUGUACAGAGCCUUUCUCACCCUGCAAAGGCUUGUCUGCAGUAUCCUUUGUAAAUGGAUGCUGGCUUGUGAACACGAUUUGGAGGCCUUCAGUUGACUGGGAGAUAUCUCACCACAGGAAGACCAAGCAAAACAGGCCAAAGAUAAAACUUUGGUGGAUGAUUUCAGAGGCUGCAGAAGGGCAAAACACUGCAAGAGCCAUGUGGGAAGAUAGUGAAAGGGGUUUGCUGUUUGCUCGCAUCAAGCCGAAACACUUUCUCUACUGACAUACACUGAACGUUCUCGAACCUUCCUCCAGAACAUUUCCUCAGGGGGAGCCCCUGCUAUGAACCCCAGCUCGAUUGGCUUCAGUAGGCAGUCAGACCUCAGAGCCAGCCACUGUGUGGGCAUCCCACAAGUCUGGGUUCUGCCCACACAGAACUCACAGACUGCCCCUGAACAAAAAGCAUGAAACACUCCUGAGUCACUCGUCAGUGUGGUAGCUUUCCUAUCUUGUCCUCAACUGGUCUAUUGUGAAAUAUCUUCUUUCUCUAUCUCUGAAGGCUCGUACACGCAAACCCCCCUCUUCAAUCCUUCUACCACCACAUAUUCAAUCACCACUUCAUUACUAUUUGCUUCCCCAUUAAGUAGCAGCACGAGUUCCUUUGGGUUUACCACGUGGUGGAGGACCAUGGGAUGCCGUCAGAGCUCGGAGGAGAAGGAAGCGGCGCGGCGCUCGCGGCGGAUCGACCGCCACUUGCGCUCAGAGAGUCAGCGGCAGCGGCGUGAGAUCAAACUGUUGUUGCUGGGCACCAGCAACUCUGGCAAGAGCACCAUAGUCAAACAGAUGAAAAUCAUCCACAGUGGAGGCUUCAACCUGGAAGCCUGCAAGGAGUACAAGCCACUCAUCUUGUACAAUGCCAUCGACUCUCUCACCCGCAUCAUCCGUGCUCUCAGCACUCUUAAAAUUGACUUUCACAAUCCUGACCGCGCCUAUGAUGCUGUGCAGCUCUUUGCCCUCACAGGGCCAGCUGAGAGCAAGGGGGAGAUUACUCCAGAGCUGCUAGGGGUAAUGAAACGUCUGUGGGCAGACUCAGGGGUCCAGGAGUGCUUUCAACGAUCCAAUGAAUACCACUUAGAGGACAACACUGCCUACUACCUAAAUGACCUGGACCGCAUUUCUGCACCCGAGUACAUCCCCACUGUCGAGGACAUCCUACGAUCCCGUGACAUGACCACUGGGAUUGUGGAGAACAAGUUCACCUUCAAGGAGCUCACCUUCAAGAUGGUAGACGUGGGCGGACAGCGUUCGGAGAGAAAGAAGUGGAUUCAUUGCUUCGAGGGCGUGACAGCAAUCAUUUUCUGUGUUGAGCUAAGCGGCUAUGACCUCAAACUCUACGAGGACAACCAGACGAGCCGUAUGGCCGAGAGCUUGCGUCUGUUCGACUCCAUCUGCAACAACAACUGGUUCACCAACACGUCGCUCAUCCUCUUCCUCAACAAGAAGGACCUGUUGGCUGAGAAGAUAAAACGCAUUCCCCUGACAGUGUGCUUCCCCGAUUACAAAGGUCAAAACACCUACGAGGAGGCAGCUGUCUAUGUGCAACGGCAGUUCGAGGACCUCAACCGCAACAAGGAGACCAAGGAGAUCUAUUCGCACUUCACCUGUGCCACCGACACCAGCAACAUCCAGUUCGUGUUUGAUGCUGUCACGGACGUGAUCAUCCAGAACAAUCUGAAAUACAUUGGGCUAUGCUAGGACCUGACACGGGUGGGGUGGGGUGGUGGUAGGGGGUGAAAAGCGGGCUGCCGUUAGCCUGCCGUGAGGCUGGAUAAACAAAGGCAUGUUAGCCUGCCUGGCAGUUUAUCUCUUUGAAGAGGGGGCAACAAAGGACUGGAAAGGAAAUGAGUUAGUAAGACAGUGAGGGAUGGACAAUACUGUAGAUUCAAGUGUUUCAAUGGAAACAACAGAGCUGAUGGUCCAUGGUUGAGGUGGGAUUUCUACCCUACAUGUUUGCACUGAAUAUGAGUAUGCAGAGACACCCAAACACAUGCACACCAACACGCAUCCUUAUAGUUUGCUCACACGUGCGAUCUUCAGUCAGACACUGGUUUGACAAGGCAACACUGGAAAAUUUUUAGACAGCUGCCCCCAACUGCCUGUCAAACCUGAAACCUGUAAUGGCGGUUUCCAGUUACCGUUGUCUCCUUUGUUUCAUUUGCCUGAGUCAGUUAAUGCUGCUUUAUUGAAAAUAAUUUCUGCAGAAUCAAUGCUCUCUUUCGGCUUUUCACCCAAACAAUAGUAAACGGCGAGGGCACCUGAGGAGACACAGAUAUAGAGACAGAGAGAGAGCCUGUAUUUCUGGGGAAAUAGAAGUCAGUAAACAUGACGUCACAGGUUUUCUGCCUAAAAGAGGAAACUGCCACAGUCUAAAGUCGAAGUGAAAUAUGUUUUCUACGCACCAUUUCUGUUCUUUCCUUAUCAGCUGUCUGUUGUUGUUCUUUUCCUCUCUUUCUUUUAUCUUUUUGUGCUUUAAAAAAAAAAGAAAAAAAGAACAUGUCUCUCAAACCAGCUUUUACAGCAGGUCCCUGACUUAUAAUACCAGGAGUAUGUUACGCUCGGAAGAGUCAAAAGUAUUUUUCAUUACCGUUUCCAGCAAGAGACAAAAAAAAGCAGUGCCAAGAUCAGUUUGUAAAUAAAUCUGGAUCCCGUCCUUUAUCUUAAUUUUUUUUCUUUUUUUGGUUUAGUUUUUAUGGACGAAGACAUUAAAUCAUGCAUGAUUUUGUUACUUUGGGAUACUAAUAUAUUUUCUUUGGGAUUAUGAUCCUCUUUUCCUAGGUUCUAAAUAAUAUAUUCCCAAAAAUAUAUAUUAAAGUCAAACACUGUGUACGAUUGUACAGUUGUCAGAGAGGAAUCUAUUGAAAAGAGUUAUAUAAAUAUUAUAACGAUGAUCAGAAUUUUUAUGGCGACAAUGCUAACGGCGAUGAUGAAUAUACUGGUGAUGAAGAUAACCUCACUACAGAAGCUUGGGGGUGGAAGGGGAGACUGUAGAAGAACCUGAAAACAAAGAAGCAAACUUUCAAAGUUCAAUCGUCCUUGCAUUAUCUAAAUGGAAAUUGUUAAACCAGUCAGUCAGUAUGAUGUGUAAAUAUACUGUAAGGUACACUCUUUGUUCAAACAACAUGAAAAAUAACGGUUGAGUUGGGAUGCUGGGAGUGUGAUAAAGAGAGAGUGAGAGACAGAGGAGGAAGAUCCCACUCCACUCCUCCUCUUACCCUUUCUUUUUUUAGUUCAGAGAACAACUCAGCCAAGGGCUUGACUUUACGGGAUGUCCACUUCAACAACAGACUAAAACGAUGAAACAAACAAACAAAAAAAAGACGUAUAAAAGGACAAUAACUAUUAAUAAAACAACUUAUGCAAAUUUUUAUGGUGUAGUAAAUGUGUUUUUGGGUGGUGAUUGUGUCAACAGUGUUUUAAAUGUGUUCGGGAGGGGAAUGUUUAUAGAGGACGGACCGCCGCAGGCCCUCCGUAUUCUUUCGUAAUUAUGCUGCAUCGAGUGAUUUUUUUGCAACUCGGACUAGAGCACCCUGUCUGAAACUUUGCUUCCAUCUUCAGUGUCCAAACGAUGACAAAAAAGUGUUUGUCCUCUCCGUACAAUGUAGCCACUGGGCCAAGCAGAACUCGGACCUAAAGUAUGCAAUUAAAUCACUGCAGAAUGAACUUGGCCUACGUGUGAUUGGGUGACGGUGCACAGCAGCACGCAGACUUCAUUCUAAUUAGUGUAUAAACUCCAGCAUCACCCAACGGGUCUGCCAGCUGGGCUGAUAGAGUCCACAAAUAUUUUUGGAUUUUUGCACUUCUUAGUCUUUAGUCAAGUAGUCAUUUCAAACUCCCCAUAAUCUAAAUGAAGAAGAUAUGCUAUUAUAAAAUACUUUCACUGUACUCAAACCUAUAAUAGGAUGAUAUGACCCUGUGGCCAUCCUACUACGCUCAAGUGCAACAAACUUUUUCGUGUUUAAACUUAUUGAUUUGGCUUUCAGUAUGUCACACAGGGGACCAUGCGUUAAAUAAAACUACUACUGUUUUCCCUUUUA